AUUUUAUUUGUACAACAGACUAUUGUAUGGUAGUUUUGGGCGCUCGGCUGUUUUUGUUUGUGGCCGGACGUUGCCGGUCGUCAGCCUCCUGGUUCCGUGUGAUCGCAGAGCGGAGCGCCGUCAACAUGCAGGACCCAAAUGAGGAUACAGAGUGGAAUGAUAUCCUAAGGAAGAAGGGCAUUCUUCCUCCCAAAGAAAUACCCAAAGAUGAAGAAGAGGAGGAGCUGGACCUUCAGCAACAGUCUGUUGUUAAAACAUAUGAGAACAUGACACUGGAGGAGCUGGAUGAGAAUGAAGAUGAGUUUGGUGAAGAUGAUGAGGCCGCCAUUGAGAUGUACAGACAAAAGCGCCUUGCAGAGUGGAAGGCAACUCAAAUGAAGAAUGUGUUUGGAGAAGUGGGAGAAAUCUCUGGACAGGACUACGUUAAGGAAGUCAACAAGGCUGGCGAUGGCAUCUGGGUCGUGCUGCACCUCUACAAACAGGGGAUCCCUCUGUGUUCCCUGAUCAACCAGCACCUGAGUACACUGGCCAGGAAAUUUCCUCAGACAAAAUUUCUUAAAUCAAUCUCUACCACUUGCAUUGCAAACUACCCUGACCACAACCUGCCAACCGUUUUUGUCUACUUUGAGGGCGAGAUGAAGGCUCAGUUAAUCGGGCCACUGGUCUUUGCUGGGAUGAACCUCAAAGUGGAAGAGCUGGAGUGGAGAUUAUCAGAGACUGGGGCAAUAAAGACGGAUCUGGAGGAAAACCCCAGGAAGCAACUAGAAGACAAGCUGAUGUCGUCAAUCAGAUGUUCUCUUCCCACACCGAAGGACAGUGACUCUGAGGAUGAGGAUUAUUAGGGAAAAGUGCAGGCGAGAGACCUCGUGUGAUGGGACAGUGUUUCCUGUAAUACUACAGCAUGUGAAACACGACGACUACUGUAUGAGAUGCUGCACAACUCUGUCUUGCUCAAAGGCACUUGGACAGGGUACCUGGCUGAA
Molecule: messenger RNA, 983 nt
Organism: Thalassophryne amazonica
Lineage: Eukaryota; Metazoa; Chordata; Actinopteri; Batrachoidiformes; Batrachoididae
Gene: pdcl3
Product: phosducin-like 3
Exons: 6
Coding region: 27-842 (271 amino acids)
Biological process (GO): angiogenesis; protein folding; positive regulation of gene expression
Cellular component (GO): cytoplasm
Source: RefSeq, a predicted model, not a curated record